AUGAAAGAGUGCCAUUUGUCACACGCACCAUCCGAUGCUCUACCACUUGCAUUUUUGCCAGCAUGUGAGCCCACCACAGCCGAGACGCUCAAAUACUAUAUUCUGCGACCAAUCAACCAGGGAACGAGCCAUUUGGCAGAUAUAAACCCUCCUCACCCCAAGGUCAUUGGACUGGCAUACUCCAACCCUCUCGUCCUGCAGCUCAUCAUCGCCGAGAGGGUCAAUCACCGCGAGGUAUCUUCUGCCAUGCUGCCGACGGGCGAGAGCGCUGAACGCUUCCAUCGUGCCAAUAUUGCCGCGUUUGAAUCCAAGAUUCAAAGCUAUCUGGAUGGAAAUGAAGAAGAUAUGCUGCCAUUGACUGUGGGAAGCAUCAUCAUCUCCCUUACGGAGACCGCCCGACUAGACAAUCGUGGCCAAGCUCACAAUUAUCCGACAGCAGCCAAAAACAUUUUGAAAAUGCUCACCACCCUUCCCCACGAGGAGAUUUGCAAAAACCUCCCUGACAUCUUUGUCGAGCACUUCUUGCACACUUCCAUGUUUGCUUGCCUCGCAGCCGAUGUUUCUAGAGCACAUAUGAUACCAUUUACGAGCCCUGAAUUUCGAACCGCCGCAGUGGACUUGGCCUAUAGUGAGUAUCGGGGUAAGCUCGGCGGAAACUGCCUUCCGAUAAUGGUUUUUAUACUCAAUACAUUUGAUCUGGGUAUGAAGAUGCGACCUUAUAUAGACGACUCGGGUGCCCCAAAACCCGGCCCAUCAGUUGGCCAUCAGCCAGACCACUAUAUGUACUUUGGCUCCAUUUAUGAGCUUCUCAUGGCUUUUAACCCCGUAACGGACAUGAGCGGCAAAGACUUCGAAGCGAGCAUCAUUUGGAGGAAUGCCGCCCUGCUGUACCUAUGGAGCCUCCUGGAAUGGCCGUUGAUUACGAGAUCCCAAAGGAUUUUUCAUAUCAAUGCACGCGACACUUUUCGGAUCGCGCUCCGGCGGUUGGCGGAUACCCCCAUGGAUAGCAACGUGAACAAAACCCUUUGCUGGCCCUUGAUCGUCCUCGGGUGCCAUGCGGAAAGCAAAGAGGACAGAGAACUUAUAGAACGCCGCCUCAUCUACAUCUCAACCCAUUUCAAGGUUGGCAACGCACUCGAGACUCUGCACGUACUGCGUCAUGUCUGGACGCUGCCUAUGGCGAGACGAAGCCCCUGGCUACUGCACAAGUCUAUUCAGGAGACCAGAUGCUGGGGGAAUCUUGAUACUAACAUCUUUCUCUAA
Messenger RNA from Trichoderma virens Gv29-8, 1263 nucleotides. RefSeq lists its product as uncharacterized. The transcript is spliced from 2 exons. The coding region runs from base 1 to 1263 and encodes 420 amino acids. NCBI's taxonomy places the organism in Eukaryota, Fungi, Ascomycota, Sordariomycetes, Hypocreales, Hypocreaceae. The record is from RefSeq and is a predicted model, not a curated record.